Molecule: messenger RNA, 5575 nt
Organism: Linum trigynum
Lineage: Eukaryota; Viridiplantae; Streptophyta; Magnoliopsida; Malpighiales; Linaceae
Source: the annotation of a GenBank genome assembly
CUUAAUAUUAUUGGAAUUUAAAACUAAAUUAGUGCCACAUAGCUACCUCUCACCCUUCCACAGUGGACAAGUUCUAAUUCUUGCUUAUAUACUUUUUUGUUAACUCUUUAAACUGUCAUCAUUAUAAUUAUAAAUAAAACGUAAAUUAAGUUAAUAACAUGGAAUGCAACCUUUUGGUUUGUUCCUAUCUCUUUUUUCAUACAAAUUCUCUCUAUAAAAAUAAAGUGUAGCAUUGAAAAUAAAAAAAUUGGAUCAAGUCCCAUGAAAACAAACAAACCUCUCUUCUUAUUUGCUCAAAAUCUUAAGAUUUCUAGCAUUUCUUUUCUCUACUUUUUUCAAAAAGAUACAAGAAAGGAAAUAGUAAGGCAUAAUGAGUUUUCACUCUAUAUAAGAAAAUAUGAGGGUGGAGUUACAUGAGAUAAUGAUUAGAUGGGAAACAAUUGAGCAACUAUAACAUAUGUUUAACUAUUGACUAAAAAGUUCAUCCUAUCAUUGCGAAGACGAAUUGAAUGAAGUCGAUGAUUCGUCAUUGCUCCCUCUUCACCCUUGAACUGUAGUUGACAACCGGUCUCUUUUUCCUAGAGAUAUGUGGUUGUUUACGUUGACUGACCAUAUUAAACUCUUCUUUCCAUUUGUUUCUUAAUUUCUUUCAGAUUACAACGACUGGAUGGUAAAUUUCUCUGAUCAAAUCAACGAAGGUAUUUCUCUUCAUUUUUCAGGUAGUUGUUUUAUGGUUCUCUAUGUUGUAUACUUUUAUGUAAACAUGUAAUAGACAAUUGGAAUGGUUUAUUACUUGGACUUAGAGUAUCUCUCCUUUGGUUGAAUAAUUGAUAAUUUUACUUUCCGAUUGCAUCCCAAUUCCAUGGAUGAUAAAAUAAAAUGGAAAGUAGAGUUGUUAGGAUUGUUUAUUAUGUUCAUGAGUGACAUGCUACUAGCUAUAUGAUUAUGAUCUGGUCAGUAAGUAAAACGUAGCAGGAGGUUAUAAGUAGAAGGGAACACAUGUGAGGUUUUAUAAAGGUGUGAAGAAGAAAGAAAAUGGUGGUGGUAGUCUCUAAGUUGUCUAGGUUGACGUUCUUUCAAUUUCUAUACGUUUGCAAUGACAUUGGUUUGUUUCCUUAGCGUGAAUUUUUGCCUAAUUGAAUCCCAAACUAAAACUUGAUUUUGGCAUGAUCGUUUUCUUGACAACAACUAUUUGGAUUGAUGCAUCAAUCGUGUUUAUGAAUGAAGAUUUUACAAGAUACAAUGAGUUGAGUUUUAUUGAAGUAUGCAGCUUUUACAAUAUGUCUAUGUUGUUAUUAGGUAAAAAAAUACACCAUUUUUUUUUGAAGGGGGUAUACAGCUCCCUACAAAUAUAAAUUGUGUUUAUAGGCAGUUUAGUAUGUUGAUAAAUAUUUUUUUAAUGAUAUUCCCCCCUCUCCCCGUUGGUCGAGUCAAUUCUCUCCUCUCCCUAUCGGUCGAGCUUCGAUUUCCAUGCUUUCAAGAAAAUAAGGCUAUCCAGUUGUUGGAAUCCCGUAAUGAAUCGUAUAGCCCUUUUGAUGAUGUCCGAAUGCUUCCUUUUUGGACUGAUAAAUUAGUGACAAUUGAUAGUUCUAUUUUUGGUUGGUUUUGCUAGAACGUUUAGAAGAUAAAUUAAAUGAAUAAGCAGAAGAUUGAUGAUGUGUGAUCCUAAUGUGUUUCCUCAUUCUUCCAAAAUUGCACAAGUAACUAAUAGUGCACGAUGUUCGUGGGAUUUAGAGCGUGAUAUUAUGUAUUAUCAUAUACCAACAUACAAGAAGGGAGAAGAAAUAAAAAGCUCUUUGAUUUUUUAUUAAUUGAAACAUAUUUGCUUAAUUAAUUUUUUAAAACUUCUUUGUCACUAUUGUGUGCUAAGAAACUAAUAGUAUCUAUGUUUAUAUUCUAAAUUGUGGGUUCGAUACCAAUUUAUACAUAAAUAAAGAAAGGUCUACCCAGAGCUCAUUUAAUAAAAUCAAAAUUUCAUAAAUAAACAAAAGAUAUAAAAGUGUGUAACAAUACCUAAAAUCAAGUAAGAUUAACAAUUCAAAGUAUACUAUUUUAACAUACAUAAAUUAUAACAAAAUAAUAGAACGGAAAAAUAAACACCAAUACAAAUGUGCCGCCCAACGGGCGGGUAAAAAGCUAGUUUGAGAGAAGGGUUGAACUGCGUUUAGGGGAGGGGGUGUGAGCUUCCUGAAAUGCCCUUUCGGAAACGCUCCCGGGGCUGGGAUUUUCAAAUGGUCAAAGGGAAAGUUUUUAAAACGUACUAGCGUGGGCCUCGGCCAUUUGGCCGGAAGAAGGUGAGGUAUGAAUUUGAUAAUGUAGCUUAUUGUUGUAUAGUUUUUUUUUUUUGAAACACGUGAUAAAAUAGUGAAUUUUAGUAGGAAAGAGACAUGAAUGAUACAACGAAUCAAAAAUCAGCCUUAUGAACCAAAAUGCAGUACCUGUUACCUUGUGAAACAAUAUUAUUUCUGGUAAUAUGAUGAGGUGGAGUAAGUUUUAUAGAAACCGAACUCCAGAAAAUCUAAUAAAAAAUCGCAUAUCUCGCCGAUUUUCGGGAAAUGAGCAUCUCACAAUCUUUGCUAGCUUUUACUCGGCCGGUUGGCCGAUUAAUUUGCUUUAUAAAACUUUCAUCUUGUCAUCAUUGUGCUUUCUGGUUUUUUGCCAAACCAUGAUAAAGUCUAAAGAAAUCAAGAAUGAACAACACGAUUUGGGAUAGGAACCACCGUUCAUGUAUCCCUAGAAAAUGGUGGUAAACACGGACUCACCUACCAAACUGGUUUGGAUUGAGAUUUUUAUCGGGUAUCAGGGAACCAUGUGAUUAUAAAUUAGACUUGAUCAAAACGAGCCAAAAUUUGAAAUUCAGCAUGUUUGACCGACCCAUGCCAAACUCUAAUUAUUCUUUACUUUUAAACUUUCUAUUUGAAAAUAAAAAAUAAUGAAAGAAAAGAGAUGACUGCAAUUCGCCAUUUGCACAUCACUGAUUCAGGAAUAAAACUAUAUAAUUUCGAAAGGAAACUGAAAAUGUUUAGGAUCGUUUUAAUGUUAAAAAUAACCAAAUAGAUCUUUCUGUUUAGUUUUUUACUAACAAAUACCAAACGAUUCCCAAUAAUAUACACUAUAAUUUAAUCAUUAAGAUAUCAAAUAAUUAUAUAAUAUAUAUUUGAAAUAAUAAAAAUUGGACUAAUUGGGUUGGACGAGGUUGAACCAUUGAAUAACUUUAAAAUACAUUAUAUUUUAGCCACUAAGAUAUAAAAUAAUAGCAUAAUAUAUAUUAUGCUAGAAAAAAUAGUUUGUUUUAGAAUGGCAAACCCAUAAAAAAGAGUAUUGUUUUUGCCUUUUCAUAUAUAUUUUACCACCACGGAGAAAUAAAAGGACUUAAAGAAAAAAAUUGACACUCGUGGACCCGUUUAAAUCCGCAUGUGUACGGUAAGUUGGUCCGUUCCACAGAGGAAAAAGAAAAAAAGUUGACACUCCUUAUUUUACCUUUCCUACAAACGCUCAUGGAGCAGAGAAUUUGAAAUGGGGGAUGAGUUUUUUCCUCUCUGCGACUAUAUGUUUUUAAUUUAACAAGAUACAACAAAUGUACGUAGUGUGAUUUGUUAUGAUCUUUGUUUUUCUUUAAAGAGGUGAUGGGUCGAAUCCUAGUAAGUAUCUUUUUAAUAAAUAAAUAAAAGUAAUUGUGAAGACAAAAAUGUACUUCCUACUUUCACUCUGGAUGCAAGAAAUUUCAAAGGGGGCUUCAAGUUUUCUCAUUUGAGUUUUAUUUAUUGUGUAGAUAGAUGUAGAUUAUUAGUUCUUUUAGUAAUAUAGAGAACCAAAAGAAGCAAUCCAUGUUGACUUCGUUUCUUAUAUGAGCUAAUAGCUCUUCAUCUGAGUUGUUGCCAGUUUAUUCAGCAUUUCCCUUAGCUGGUUAACACCCUCUACUUUUGUUGUUGUAUCUAUAGAACUUUGUCAUUCUCAAUUAUUGGACGGGUAUGUACAGGUAGUUUGGAUACCCGUUAUCCGUCCCGUAUAAGUAACGAGUACCCGUUAAUCCUUAUGGGUUUGGGAUAUGGAAAGGAUUUUGCUCUCUAAACGGAACCGGGUACCCAUUUCAAACGGGACGGGUAUCCAGUCCCGUCCCGUUCCCCCUUAACCCAUCCACAUUGUGGAUGGUCAAAGUAAGAACAACGUUUUGGGCCGUGAUUAGAAUGAUAGCCCAAAACUUUUGAAGGCAUAAGGGCCCAAGGAACAGAGAGGCCCAGCUGCAGUUCCCUCCUUCCAAAUCCAAACCACGCCGUCUGUUCGUUUUCUCCGUUUGUUUUCUUUCCUAUUCCCCUCAACUCGGGAGCACACUGGGUUUACUGGUUUAGGGUUGAAGCCACAAAGAGGAAGAAAGAAACACAAUAAUCAGCAAGAAGAGGGAAACCAUGGAUGAAACCAAGAAGGAGAAUGGCAGCGAUAAGCAGCGGGAAGUUGCUCCUUCUACCGCGCUUGGUUACUUGGAACCUCACUACUGGGAUGAUAGAUUCUCCAGUGAAGAACACUACGAGUGGCUCAAAGAUUAUUCUCAUUUCCGCCAUCUCAUUCUUGCCCACAUCCCUCCCAACUCCUCUGUUCUGGAGCUUGGUUGUGGGAACUCGCAGCUGUCUGAUGAAAUGUACAGGGAUGGGAUUAAGGACCUAACCUGCACUGAUUUGUCCCCUGUGGCUGUUGACAGAAUGCAAAGGCGGUUACUUUCCAAGGGAUAUAAAGAAAUUAAAGUGAUGCAAGCUGACAUGCUAGAUCUUCCAUUUGGGGAUGAGUCGUUUGAAGUGGUUAUCGAGAAAGGGACCAUGGAUGUGUUGUUCGUCAACAGUGGUGAUCCGUGGAAUCCGAAGCCUGAGUCUGUAAACAAGGUCAGGACAAUGCUUGAAGGCGUGCACAGGGUUCUCAAACCAGAUGGGAUCUUCAUAUCAAUAGCUUUCGGCCAGCCACAUUUCAGGCGGCCUUUGUUUCAUUCUCCAGGAUUGACAUGGUCUUUUGAGUAUAGCACUUUCGGGGAUGGGUUCCAUUAUUUCUUCUACAUCAUGAGGAAGGGUAAAAGAUCGUUGGAGGAUGAAGAAUCUGGCAAGAAGAUGGAGGUGCCCUCCAUUUGUCUACUUCAAGAAGAACUGGAGGGAGAAGACUAUAUUUUCCGCAACAGUAUUGGCGACGAUCCAUCGGACUGAUUCUGUGUACUGUUUUGAGUUUGACUGUCCAUUUCUUGUACUAGUGAAUUCUUUCAUAUUUAUACCAUUGAAUUCUCUCAUGAAAUGUACACGUUCGUCCCCUACUAGAUACUGCUGUGUACUUGCAUAAUGUCGAUAGCCUGGAAAUUCGUCAAUGCAAUCAUCCAUGAUCACAUCAAACCUCAGUCGACGACGUUUCUUCUCUUUCCAGUCUGUUCACUAUGUUCAAGAAUUUGUUAUGCUCAUUCAACCUUCUCUAUUUCUUGUACAUGUUGUUUAGAGUCUUUGAUGGCAUCGUUCCUCUAAUCGUUUCGCUCAUGGCUGUCACUGUUUGGCCUAUAGAAUCAAGUUAUCUCUGACAAUUCUAAGAAUAAAUGAACUGAAAUGAC